Rattus norvegicus (Norway rat) is the source of this 888-nucleotide messenger RNA. NCBI's taxonomy places the organism in Eukaryota, Metazoa, Chordata, Mammalia, Rodentia, Muridae. The record is from RefSeq and is a predicted model, not a curated record.
CCGUUCUAAACUCUGUGUGGUUCUGUUCCAAGUUCAGCCAGGAGCUCGAGCCUAGUGCGUUGGUCCGUUGCCCACCAUGGGUUUUGUGCGAGGGCCUCGGCGUCACCAACGCCAACGCUGCCCACCCCACUUCCAGAGAUACAGAGCAGCCAAUGCCUUGGUGUUUAUGCCACCACCUAUUUUCUCUCCACCAUCUGAUGUACGACAGAACUUCCACACUGACUGCGAGGCCGCUAUCAACAGACAUGUCCGGCUGCAGCUCUCCACCUCCUACGUCUACCUAUCCAUGUGCUUCUACUUUGAUCGUGAAGAUGUGGCCCUGGAGAACUUCUCACGCUACUUCCUAAACAAGUCCCACGAGUGUACUCGCAAUGCUGAGAUAUUUCUGGCCCUGCAAAACCAGCGCGGCGGUCGCAUCUCUCUCCGCACCAUCUACAAGCCAGACUGUGACAACUGGAUAGGCGGCCUCCCAGCCAUGGAGCGUGCCUUCCAGUUGGAGCUGCACCUCAACCAAAGCCUUGUGGCCAUGUACCAGCUCGCGGCCAGAAAAAGAGACGGCCAUCUGUGUAGCUUCCUGCAGACACACUUUCUGCGCAAGCAAGUUGCAGUCCUCAAGGAGAUGAGCAGCUUCCUGAUCAGCAUGCGCCAGAUGGGAUCUCCAGAAGUUGGCAUGGCUGAGUAUCUCUUUGGAAAACUUAGCCUGGGUGACAACCCCAAAGAGAAGUGAGCUGGAGCUUUGCUCCUGACCUGAAGUCUUCUUCAGGGUACCAGGCUGGACCCUCAUCUUGUCCUUCCAGCUCUAUGACCUUCCCCUUUGACCAUUUAACCAUUUGACCAUUUGACCUUUGACCAUUAUUUCAAAUAAAGUUAGUUUGGCACCAAAGAAAA